Messenger RNA from Odocoileus virginianus texanus, 5394 nucleotides. RefSeq names its product zinc finger CCCH-type containing, antiviral 1 (gene ZC3HAV1). The record is from RefSeq and is a predicted model, not a curated record. Gene Ontology annotation, molecular function: NAD+ poly-ADP-ribosyltransferase activity; RNA binding; NAD+-protein mono-ADP-ribosyltransferase activity. Gene Ontology annotation, cellular component: nucleus. Gene Ontology annotation, biological process: positive regulation of mRNA catabolic process; response to virus; positive regulation of type I interferon production. NCBI's taxonomy places the organism in Eukaryota, Metazoa, Chordata, Mammalia, Artiodactyla, Cervidae.
GCGCGCCAUGGCGGACCCCGGGGUGUGCAGCUUCAUCACCAAGAUCCUGUGCGCCCACGGGGGGCGCAUGGCCCUGGAAGCGCUGCUCCGCGAGAUGCAGCUCUCCGAGGCGCAGCUCUGCGAGGUGCUGGAGGAGGCCGGGCCCGACCGCUUCGUGGUGUUGGAGAUGGGCGGCAAGGAAGGGGUCACCCGGUCCGUGGUGGCCACCACUCGAGCCCGGGUCUGCCGUCGCAAGUACUGCAACAAACCCUGCGGGAACCUGCAUCUCUGCAAGCUCAACCUGCUGGGCCGGUGCCACUAUUCGCAGUCGGAGCGGAAUUUAUGCAAAUAUUCUCACGAGGUUCUCUCAGAAGAUAACUUCAGGGUCCUGACAAACCAUGGGCUCUCUGGACUGAACCAAGAGGAAUUAGCUGUGCUCCUUCUCCAGAGUGACCCUUUUUUUAUGCCCGAGAUAUGCAAGAAUUAUAAGGGCGAGGGUGGAAGACAGGUUUGUAACCAGCAGCCCCCGUGUGAAAGACUCCACGUCUGUGAACACUUUACCCGAGGGAACUGUGGUUAUGCCAACUGCUUCCGGUCCCAUAACCUGAUGGACAGAAAGGUGCUGGCCGUCAUGAGGGAGCACGGCCUGAGCUCAAGCGUGGUACAGAACAUCCAGGACAUCUGCAAUAGCAGGCACCGCCGGAAGAAGCCCUCAGCGUGGAGAGCUCCUCCUCCCCAUCGUAGAGACCCGGCCUACAGAGGGAGGAGUAGGAGCAGAGACCGGGGCAGCGAGGAAUUUCAUCCAGCAGCUUCAGCUCCUGCCCAGAGGUCCUGCCCACCCAGCCCAAAGCCUGCCGGCCACCGGGGCUCUAUCCCGAGUGAUGGGCCUGUCGAGGAUCUUGCCCACAAAUUCUCGCAUCUGGAGAGUCAGGAGUGCCCCCCACCUGCCUCUGUCCCGUCUGCAGCUGCCAGUCUUGGAGGAACCAGUCAAGGAGGAGGAAGCCAGAGUCUUGCAGAGAACGGCAGUGCAAAGGAUCUUCUCUAUGGGAAUCAUAGCCAUGGUUUCUUCAAUACUGACGUGAAACCAGCCUUCAAAUGGGGGCUCCCUGCAUCCUGGCAGAAUGACCAGGACACCGGUAAAAAGAGUUGGAUUUCCUCCAGUCCAGCCUUCUCCUUCUCUCCUGGUUCUCUGCAAACACCUGAAACCAUCACCACCAGAAAGAGCACUGCUGUCCUUUCCUCGGACCAUGUGAACGUGGAGCGCAGAAGUGGGAAUCAAGAUGGCCAGCAUUUCCCGCUUUUUAAUAAUAACGCUGAUGGCAUGGCCGUAGAUACCACUUCCACGAGACUGGCGAAUUACCAAACCCCAAGCAGUAGACAGAGAGAAAAAUCGUUACCUGGGAAUCCGGACACUGGAACACCUCGGAGUCAUCUGCCCACCGCUGGCAAGAUGACUGGGGAUGCAGCCGCAGCCUUUGUUAAUGAUUCUGUACCUGACAUUGCGAGUCCCACAUCUUCCACGAUGAAUGAACACAGCUCAAACGAAAUUUGUCUUGACCAUCUGUAUAAGGGUUGUCGACUUAAGAGCUGCAACAAAGUUCAUUUCCACCUGCCCUACCGGUGGCAGAUGUUUCUUGCCAACAGCUGGAUGGACCUUCCAUUCAUGGAGGAUAUUGAGAAGGCCUUUUGUGACCCCCAAAACUGCAGCGUUUCUGUUGGCAAUUAUAACAUCAGUUUCCAGAAGAUGAUUUGUGAUCUUAAUCCUGUCCGACGUAUCUCCACACCUUCAUCCGUCACAAAGCCGGCCAGUUCUCUCUUUACCACAAAAUGGAUUUGGUAUUGGAGGGAUGGAACUGACAAAUGGGUUCCAUAUGGGGAGAGGAAAGACAAUGAGCAGAUUUCAAACAUUGACUCUUCAUACCUGGAGUCUCUUUUUCUAUCCUGUCCGAGGGGAGUUGUGCCGUUUCAGGCGGGUUCACAAAACUACGAGCUGAGUUUCCAAGGGAUGAUUCAGACAAACAUAGUUUCCAAGACCCAAAAGGAUGUCAUAAGAAGGCCAACGUUUGUGUCUUACUGGGAUGUGGAGCAGGCGAAACUCGGACAAGACCAUCCGCAGGGGCAGACCUCGUCAGAACCUUACAUCAAGAUAUAUCUUCCCAAACCGGACACAAGCGUCUCAUUCUCAAAUGACUUUGAGUUGAUUGAAAUUCAUAACAAUACUCCAGAAUAUGUUGAAGUAAGUGAUCAUUUUAAAGCUUCCAUGAGAAAUUUCAGGAUUGAAAAGAUAAAGAAGGUCCAGAACCUACAGCUCUUGAAGGCUUUUGAAAGCAAGAAAAAGGAGAUGAAGAGAGACGAGCAAAUCCUAUUUUGUGCAGCAAGACGCAGCAAUGUGAUGUCUAUCUGUAAGAAUAAUUUUGACUGGCUCUCACAUGGAAGUCAUGAUGCCAAAUAUGGAAAAGGAAUCUACUUCACAAAAGAUGCCAUUAGUUCCCAUAAAAAUUGCCCGUUUGAUUCCAAAAACAUCGUUAUGUUUGUAGCCCGAGUCCUGGUUGGAAAUUUCAUUGAAGGCCAUAUGAGUUACCAGAAUCCCCCUCCGCGGUAUGACAGCUGUGUGGAUACAAGAUUGAAUCCCUCUGUUUUUGUCAUCUUUCAGAAAGAUCAGAUUUACCCAGAAUAUGUGAUUGAAUAUACCGAAACAGAGAAACCCUGCGUGAUUAGUUAGAAAUGAUGGCUACAGCGUCAUAAAGGAUGCCAUAACCACUCUGUUCACUUACUGAACCCAAUCUCCCAGAAGGAUAAUAGUUAAACUUACGUCUUCUCUCCUCUAAAUGCCUUGGAUUAGUGGUUCCCAAACUUUGCUGCACAUUUGAAUCAUCUGGUAAGCGUUAAACAACUCCACUGUCCAGGGGACUUCCCUGGUGAUCCAGUGGUUAAGACUCCGCACUCCCAAUGUAGGGGGCACAGGUUCAAUCCCUGAACUAAGAUCUGGCAUGCUGCACAGUGCAUGCAGCCUUAAAAACAAAAAUUCCGAUGUCCAGAUUACACCCCACUCCAACUAGAUCACUUUUUGGGGGUUGACAUCCAAGAAGAUGAUUGAAAUGUGUCAUAAGUUUGGGAAUCACUCAUUACCUUAGAUGUAACUGGUAAAGACUCACUUCUACAGCUUCUGUUAAUGCAGCAACCUUUCUCCCCCAACUACUCUUAGUUGAUUGCAUGAUUUGGUUUUGUUUUGGUUAAAUUAAAAGAAAAUUUAUUUGGGAAAUUUAAGUGAAAUCUAAAAAUUCCUAUUGAAAUAAGGAUAUAAGACAGUACAGCCUUGGAAAAUUGUGGAAAGCUAGGGGAAAAUACAUAGGAAUAUAGUUGCAGGGGGAGGAAACGUAAGGGCAAUUUAAAUGCUAGCAAGAUAUAACUGCAGUACUGUACCUUAUCUCUGUGGUGAAACUGAUUUGAGGGCAUGCAUUUCUUUAUCUCUACGUUUAUUUAGGGUACUCCAUCCAAGUUGACGCUUUAUGAAAUGCAAUAAAAAGAGCUGCUAAGUAUGGCUCAGAGCGCAGCAACCAACUGUAAUUAACUGCCCAUUUGGGCAAAGUAGACAUUUAUAUUCUAACUAACAGAGAAGGCUUUUUUUCAGGUCAGACAUACAUGAAGUGCUGGUAUUUUGGGUGGACCGAGUUGCAGUAACCAGAUUCACACAAUCACGACUGAUAAAUCCGAGUGCUGUUGUAGUCGUUCGCUAUGUUAGUUGAGGCUCACCAAGCAAUUAGGGCCAUUCUACUAAAGGAUGGGCCCCCUAAGGAGGUGAGGUUAGUUUCCUAGGGAGACAGAAUCAGAACGAAGGGAACAGUGCCGCAAACAAGCCUUGCGCCUGCGAGGGGCUUCUUUUUCUAAAUAUAACAGAUUGUGUGGAAUUGUAGCACAAUCAGUUUUUAGAGCAGCUGAGGUACCUGGACCAAGAGUUCCUUUCUUAUUAUGAAUGAGGGUUUUCCUUCCAAUUUUCAACAUUCCAUAUCAGUCGCCAACAUUUCAUGUUAUAAUUACUUCCAGCAGAUACGUUAUAAAAAUUAAUUAGCAUUAGGGUUGAUUUUAUAUUAGGUUUUAGAUCGGUGCAAAGAUCUCUACAACUCUCUGACUUAAAAGGGCUCCAACAGGGACUUACUUCCCUGGCAGUGCAAAGGUUACGGCUUCAAGCUUCCACUGCAUGGGGCACGGGUUCAAACCCUGGUCAGGAAACCAAGAUCCCACAUGCCACGUGGCCUGGCCAAAAAAAGUUAAAAAACCUUAAAAAAAAAAAAAGAAAUCUACAGAUUGUCGAAUUGGAGAAAAUGAGGAAAUACUAUAUUCUUGCAGGCGAGCUGUAGGUCAUACACGAAUGUCUAGUGAGACAUUCUACAUUCGUAUAGGGUGCAGAGUAAUUCCUUAUUGUGAGCAGCUGCCCAGUACUGCCAGAUAGUCAGCAUACUUGGCUCUCACAUACUACAUGCCAGUAUCGCCCUCCCCCAUUAUGAUGGCAGCCACAAACCUUAUCAGAUCUAUUCACCAUUUUCAGAGCAAGUAAUUUGUAUGAUAACAUCCCCUUUGCUGUCCUGAGAUGAUUUAAAUACUACGAUCUACAUGAAUUUUUUUUCUUAAGAAAUCAAUUUAUUGCCCUCACUAUUAUAAUGGAGAAACAGAAGGCAAGAAGUUUGUAAUAAUGAUAAAAUGAAUAUCAAUAUGUAAAUGCUCCAGAUGACCAUGCUAUAGGACAUCAUGAAAUAGAUAUUUAUUUCUACUGAAAAUGAACAGGUUUGGAUUUAAGAGUCGAUUGGAGGCUACUUUCUAUAAAGAAGUACUGGAAAGAUUAGAAGUAUAGGUGACACCAGAAUGAAAAACCAGUAUUAGGGUAAGUCAUAACAGGCCAUAUACCUUUUCUGCAUGUAGUUAGGGGAAGAACGAAAUUAUCUUAAUUGAAAUAAGUUUAGCAGGACAAGACAAAUGACAGAUUGUCUAAGAGGAAAACAAGAAUUAUAUUCUCUCAGGCGAGCUGUAGGUCCUACAUAAGUAUCUAGUAGGACCUUAAAAAGUCGUAUAGAGUACCGAAUAAGUCUUCUUUGUAUGGGACUAACCCAUACACCAUAGGGACAUCUCUUAUCCCUAGCCGGAUCCACCCAAUGCCAGUAAAAGUCCGCAAUUAUUACAAAACCAACAACCCAUCAAUUUCCAAAAGACCACAAUGAGACUCACUCAGUUAAUAUCUAGCAUCUUUAGAUUAGCUUACUAGCCUUCAUAAGGAGUCCUCCUAUAGAUUAAAUUGGAUGCUUGCCUCCCAAAUCCCUGGUUUUUAAAACACUUUGCAUCUUGCUUUGAUCAUUUUUUUUUCCAUUUAUUUUUAUUAGUUGGAGGCUAAUUACUUUACAUCAUUACAGUAGUUUUUGUCAU